This is a messenger RNA of Malassezia pachydermatis, 369 nucleotides long. Its product is annotated as nuclear transport factor 2. Bases 1 to 369 code for a protein of 122 amino acids. Lineage: Eukaryota; Fungi; Basidiomycota; Malasseziomycetes; Malasseziales; Malasseziaceae. The record is from RefSeq and is a predicted model, not a curated record. Gene Ontology annotation, biological process: protein import into nucleus. Gene Ontology annotation, cellular component: nuclear pore central transport channel. The transcript is spliced from 7 exons.
AUGGAGCAAGUGGCCCAGCAGUUUACCGACUUCUAUUACUCGACUUUUGAUUCGGACCGUUCGCAGCUUGGCCCGCUUUACGCACAGCGUCCACACUCGAUGCUCACGUUCGAGGGCGCGCAGACGCAGGGCGCGCAAGCUAUUGUCGAGAAGCUGGUGAGCCUUCCGUUCCAGAAGGUGCAGCACAAGGUCGACACGCGCGAUGCGCAGCCGACCGGUGACGGUCAGAGCCUGACUGUCCUUGUGACUGGUAUGCUCCUGGUGGACGAUGGCCAGAACCCACUCAAGUUUAGCCAGUCGUUUACGCUGGUGCCUGAGGGUGGCUCGUUCUACGUCUUCAACGACAUCUUCCGCCUCAACUAUGGUUGA